Molecule: messenger RNA, 288 nt
Organism: Dentiscutata erythropus
Lineage: Eukaryota; Fungi; Glomeromycota; Glomeromycetes; Diversisporales; Gigasporaceae
Source: the annotation of a GenBank genome assembly
AUGCCACCUAAAAGUAAAAACAUGCAUGCCGAAACUAUAAAACAUUUGUGGGACAUUGGUAUAAGGAAUGCAAGCGAAAUAAAACAGAGAACAAAUAUUCCAACAUCCACAAUUUAUUAUAACAUCGUAAAACUUAAAAAAACUGGAAGUAUCGCUCAUAAAAAACGUCAAGGACGCCCCAAAAAAAUUACCGCAGAAAGUUCUAGGGCAAUUGCUCAAUUUGUAAGAAGGAAUCCCUCAGUAUCUUCACGAACUUUAGCAAAUAAAUUAUUUAAAAAAGGUGUAAAG